Messenger RNA from Cuscuta campestris, 2196 nucleotides. Lineage: Eukaryota; Viridiplantae; Streptophyta; Magnoliopsida; Solanales; Convolvulaceae. The record is from the annotation of a GenBank genome assembly.
AAUAAUUUGUAUACUACUCCGUAAAAUAAAUUACGGAGUAUCAUACUUAUUUAAUCUUAGUUUAAUUCAAAAAAAUUACCAUGGACUUAAAACGAGUCAUUUUAUUUGGUGAUGGAGUACCCUUGAUUCAGUUGUGCGGUUGGUUUCCAUUUUCUGUCUGUCAUGUUCGACAAGCUCUGAAGCCGCUUGGGAUAGGGCCGCCGCCUCAGCCGCCGCGCAUCCACCAAACCGCCGCCCGGACAUAUUAAUACCCGCCUGCUGUUGCAGAACCGCGACGGACAACUCAAUAAUGCGGCCAAUGGUUAGGUCAGGGUGCCAAAAUGCCAAAAGCUUGAUCUCCCCAUCGCCCACCAAGAGCAAUAAUAACAAUAACCUCUUCUUCUUCCUCUUAUACUCCACCUCCACCGCCGGCGCCACCAGAGCCGCGGCCGUCGAGUCGUUAUCUUCAUCCCAUCCGUACACUCUUUUUUCGCACGAGUGCCUUCAUUCAUCAGCUCCCCUCUCCAAUCCUACUCAAACGUCAAAUACCUGCGAAUUUCACACAAAGGACGUGGUUUUGUCGUUCAAAGAUUGGUUCCUGAGCAGGGAGAACACGAAUUUCGACCGAAUCUACGAUAUCUUACGAACUAAAGACGAACCAUCGGCCGAUUUAGCUUUGAGCCGCUUCAAUCUCCGUCUGUCGGAAACGUUAGUUCUAGGUAUUUUGAACCACGAGAAGGGUCGAGAUGUGCUAUCCUGCUUGAAAUUCUUUGAUUGGGCGGGUCGCCAGCCAGGGUUCUUCCAUACCCAGGCCACGUUCGCUGCCAUUUUCAAGAUUCUCUCGAAAGCCAAGCUCAAUAACUUGAUGCUUGAGUUCUUGGAGAAUCAUGGCAAUCAGAGAUAUGUCCACAGAUUAAGAUUCCACAACACUUUGGUCAUUGGGUACUCCAUUGCAGGGAAACCCGAUCUCGCACUCCAGGUGUUCGGCAAAAUGCGAUUUAGUGGCACCAAUUUAGACUACUUUGCUUAUCAUGUCCUUCUCAAUGCGUUAGUGGAUGAUGAGUUCUAUGAUGCUUUUGAGAUGAUUCUAAAGGAGAUAAAGACCAACGGAUUCCAGAAUGCAGUCACCAAUUCGAUAUUCAUGAAGAGUCUAUGUAAGAGGCGUGAGCUGGACAAGGCCGAAGCUUUUGUUAGGGGUUUGUUAGGAGAUGGUGGGGUUGGGUUGAAUGGGGUUGUAGUGGCCACUGUUGUGGAUGCUCUUUCAAAGGAAAGACAUUUUGAGAGGGCUGGAUUGUUGCUGGAAGAGUUUCGCAAGUCUGGUUUGGUCUACAUGGAUCAUGCUUACAGUGCGUGGAUUAAUAACCUUGUCAGGGCAGGAAAGCUGGAUGGAGCUUUAGAGUUUUUGAAAGAACGAAAUAUGGUAGAUGGGCAUAUUCCUCUUUAUUUCCGAUAUAACACUUUAUUGUGUAGGCUUUUAAGGGAGAACAGACUUGAAGAGGUUUAUGAUUGGUUAUUGGAGAUGAAAGACCAAGGUAUAUCUCCAGAUGAGGUCACCAUGAAUGUCACUUUAUGUUUCUUGUGCAAAGUGGGAAUGGUUGAAGUCGCCCUUGAACUGUAUGAUGCAAGAGCAGAGUUUCAUCUCUCUGUCAACAGUAUGGCUUAUAACUAUCUCAUAAACACUCUAAUGGGUGAUGCAAGCAAUGAUGACGCCUCCCGUGUGCUGAGGAAUGCAAUCGAACAAGGUUAUUUUCCAGGCAGAAGGACACUAUCCAUCAUUGCAAAUUCUCUUUGUAAAGAGGGGAAGCUCGACAGGGUAAAUGAGUUGAUUGUUGCUGCUCUUGACCACAAUCAUACCCCCAGUGACAUGAUGUAUAACAGGUUCGUAUCAGCUUUAUGUAGAUCAAACCGAGUUCAAGAUGGGUUCUUGCUACACGAGCAACUCAGCCGGAUGUUGCUACCCGUCUUGGACUGCAUCAAGGAUCCUUAUACAACUAUGGUAUAAAUGGUGAUGUCAACGGUCUUAUAAUGAUGUCCGACAUUGUACUCUAUUCUUCUUCUCAAGAUGAACAAAAUUUUCCUCCAUUACUAAUUCGAGCCAUGGCAUACGGGAUACCUGUUGUUGCAUCUGAUUACCCCGUCAUACGUAAAUAUGUGAGAGAUUUUAUUUGACUUAUUUCUCUUCAUAAUGCUAUUUCAUAAUAAAUUUUGAACGGAUUU